UGAUGAUCGGUGUGUUGGUGGAGAAAGAACCUGCUGCUGCUGCUGCUGCUGCUGGAAGUUUCCACAGAAAUGACUGAGUGUGACCUUUUCCUGGGGACACGGAUCAGCUGAUGACUCCAACACCGGCUGCCAUUUUCAGGUCAUCUGGAUAAACUUGUGAGUGUGUGAGUGAGUGAGUGAGUGUGAGAGUGUGAGUGUGUGUGUUGUGUGAAGAGAAGCCGCUCUGUGGGAUGGGGGAAGCGCUUUGUCCUGAACUGUGAUCAUGAUGACUGAUGGAUGCUGCAGAGGGAUGGAGAGAGGCCGGGGGAAGGCGGCAGCUGAGCCGCUGCACAGAGCCGCGUACCCACCGCCUCCUCCGCCGCCGCCGCAGCAGCAGCAACAGCAGUAUGUGCAGAGCGCGGUAGCAGCAGCGGCAGCCGCGCAGCAGCAGCAGCAGCAGCAGGGCGCAGACAUCCAGGAGCUGGCCUCCAAGCGCGUCGACAUCCAGAAGAAACGCUUCUACCUGGACGUGAAGCAGAGCGUCCGCGGCCGCUUCCUGAAGAUCGCGGAGGUGUGGAUCGGCCGAGGCCGCCACGACAACAUCAGGAAGAGCAAGCUGACGCUGUCCAUGGCAAUGGCGCCCGCGCUGCGCUACUGCCUGGGAGACUUUAUAGAUUAUUACGCCCGGAUCGGGCUACGCGGCGGUUUGGCGCCGCAGCCUCAGCCCGAGGACCACAGCGGCGGCAGCGGCAACGGCCAGGGCCGCGCGCACCGGAGAGCGCAGGAGCAGCAGAGCGCCACCGCGCUGUCGCCCACCGGCUCUGCCGCGUCCGACGACCACGCGCACCGCGUCCUCAAAAGCGAGUUCAUAGAGCGCGACAACAGAAAGUACUUCCUGGACCUGAAGGAGAACCAGCGCGGCCGCUUCCUGCGCAUCCGGCAGACCGUCAGCAAGGGCCACGGAACCAUGGGCUACUAUGGUCAGGGCAUCGAGCAGACCAUCGUGCUGCCCGCGCAGGGACUCAUCGAGUUCCGGGACGCGCUGUCGCAGCUCAUUGAGGACUACGGCGACGACGACGGCGACGAGCGCGGCCGAACCGGGUCUCGGAACCACGGCGGCGACAGCGAGAGCCCAGAGCUCCCCGAGGCCGCGUCCUUCCGCGUGGACAACAAGAGGUUCUACUUCGACGUGGGCUCCAACCGAUACGGUGUCUUCCUGAAGAUCAGCGAAGUGCGGCAGCCGUACAGGAACACCAUCACCGUGCCGCUGAAGGCCUGGGCCCGGUUCGGGGAGAACUUCAUCAGGUACGAGGAGGAGAUGCGGCGGAUUUUCACGUGUCACAAAGAGAAGAGGACAGACGCGCGGCGGGACAGCGACGAACAAGAGGACUGACAAGGACAUGGAAGUCCCGCCAUGUCUCUGUCCCAGUGACCACCAAGGGCUGGUAACGACUGACCCUAACCUGCCAAGAACCCAUUCAUCCAUCCAUCCAUCCAUUUAUACAUCCAGUCGUCUCAGUGCUUUUUACUGCACUUUAGCCUCUUGACCAGGGCCAGUCCAAGAAUAUUUAGGGGCCCCUGAACAACCACCAAUGAAAUAUGAUCUGUUUAAAUAGUUUUCACACUUUAUGAUUUUCGGGCCACACGGUGGUGUAGUGGUUAGCACUCUCGCCUUGCAGCGAGAAG
This is a messenger RNA of Solea senegalensis (Senegalese sole), 1665 nucleotides long. It is a transcript of the gene purg, whose product is annotated as purine-rich element binding protein G. The coding region runs from base 263 to 1372 and encodes 369 amino acids. NCBI's taxonomy places the organism in Eukaryota, Metazoa, Chordata, Actinopteri, Pleuronectiformes, Soleidae. Gene Ontology annotation, molecular function: RNA polymerase II transcription regulatory region sequence-specific DNA binding; purine-rich negative regulatory element binding; DNA-binding transcription factor activity, RNA polymerase II-specific. The record is from RefSeq and is a predicted model, not a curated record. Gene Ontology annotation, biological process: regulation of transcription by RNA polymerase II. The transcript has a single exon. Gene Ontology annotation, cellular component: nucleus.